GCCAAUUGGGACUCUGAAUCUACUAUCUUAUGGACAGGAGUAUGUGCACUGGACGGAAUUCGGGGCCGGAGUGUCUAGGUUACACUGCUUUGCGUGAGAUUGACAGGCAGAGAUAUCGGGUAGUCGCAAUGAAGCACGCGACAUGUCGCAGAUAAUAAUAGGGACCACCGGCGUUUGAGGGCGCUUUACCAGCUACCCCAUACGCGAUGGGGUAGCAACAGCAGCCCAUGACCACACCAUAAAAAAAUUGCGGAUAUUUACGCGGGUCUCCUCCUAACCAUUGAACUAGCCAUGCUGACCGUACCUGAUCACUUGAAGUGGUACACAGAUGUGGCGUAUCGGUCAAUUCGCGGUGGGCCAGAAUUAUCCAUCGCACGAAAACAAUUGGACGGCAUCAGCAGUCAAACCCCGCACAUCAGCUCGGGGAAGCGGGCAACAUCUCUGAUACACCCAAUGAAUGACAAGUUCACAGAUAGUAUUCCUGUUGCCUUGACCGGUGAGCGUAUAACAGGGACAAGGGGCUGGUAUCUGUGAUUAUUCC
Messenger RNA from Gloeophyllum trabeum ATCC 11539, 541 nucleotides. RefSeq lists its product as uncharacterized. The record is from RefSeq and is a predicted model, not a curated record. The transcript is spliced from 3 exons. The coding region runs from base 292 to 534 and encodes 80 amino acids. NCBI's taxonomy places the organism in Eukaryota, Fungi, Basidiomycota, Agaricomycetes, Gloeophyllales, Gloeophyllaceae.